Messenger RNA from Thlaspi arvense, 495 nucleotides. The record is from the annotation of a GenBank genome assembly. NCBI's taxonomy places the organism in Eukaryota, Viridiplantae, Streptophyta, Magnoliopsida, Brassicales, Brassicaceae.
AUGAUCCAAGAAAUCAUGGACGCUUCUGAAAUGAGAUACUUGGAAGAAGAGGAUGGAGCGAUGAUGAAGACGAUCAAAGGUGCUGUGACCGGUUUUGCAGCUGGGACUAUUUACGGGACGGUCGUGGCAACAUGGAAAGACGUGCCUCGUGUCGAAAGAAACGUUGCUCUUCCAGGUCUCAUCAGAACAUUGAAGAUGAUGGGAAGCCACGGCCUGACGUUUGCUGCCAUCGGAGGCGUUUUCAUCGGCGUUGAGCAGCUGGUGCAGAGCUAUAGAGCUAAGAGGGAUUUUUUCAAUGGUUCCAUCGGUGGUUUCGUUGCUGGAGCCUCUGUUCUUGGCUACAAAGCAAGGAGCAUCCCAACCGCAAUAUCUGCAGGUGCUGCUCUUGCAAUCACCUCUGCUUUGAUCGAUUCUGGUGGCCAGACCACGAGAGUAGACACGGGCAGAGAAUACUAUCCAUACACCGUCGAGAAGAGAGCUGAAGCUGAUUCUUGA